GUGCAUUACACGCGCGUUGUGCAGGAUUCAGUACAUACAGCUAUGCAUUGAACAGGCAAACACUGUCCUAGACUGAGCACGCGGUGUCUUCGUACUAGAGCCAAGGAGAACUGUACCAUCCAGAGGCCAUUUUUAAGAAGCUAUUUGAAUUUUGGUUGCAGCCGGUCGCCAACUCUACGUAGGCUCUUAGUGGAUUUUGACGACCGUUGAUUUGGAGGGGACUGUAGUCGGUAAUCAGUGCUUUAUUUCCAGUCGUUUUUGUGUUUAACCAACGAGCGAGGAUGACGACCGAAAACCUGAACGCCGUGUUCAAUUUCUACGAGACGAUCACCCCGCCGCCAGACUACCCCACCUUCGUGGACGGCUGGAAGAGUCUAGGCAGUUACGUGGAGACUCUGGAUCAUUAUUUGGCCGCACAGCUCCACCGGAAUGUCGACGAAAAGGGCAAGUUCCCGUUCGCCAACUUCUCCACGUUCACCGGCUCCCACGAGAGGAUCAUCACGGACUUCAUGCACCCUGACCCAGAACUGAUCAAGGCUGUGGUCAAGGGUCACGGCAUGCCGGGAAUUCAAGUCAAUCACCCAGGUGGUUAUGAAGAGAUCGCCACACUGGAUGGGAAGCCGAUCAUUCCAGACAUGCCGCCCCGACUGGACUCACUGUUCAUCUUGAGUGCUUACAGGAGUAAAGUCUCGGACACCGAACUAAGCAACAGCGGCGAUCUGGAGACCACCUGGCGGCAGUGGGCGGGCAUCAACGCCGUGAAAGAAGCCGCCCUGGCCGGGGUUAGCGUGGGCAUAGCCGGGCUGUACAAGCGCUUCACCCCCGGCGAACCGUACAAAGCCGUGACGUACGUGAUGAGGUGCGAGCUGGUCGGUCUGAAACAGGACGACAAAGCCGGUCAGGAGGUGGUCAAGAUCAUCAGAGAUCUGGGGGCGCCAGAGGGUCUGGAAUUGGUGGACAGCGCCCUCUAUUGUCUUGACGCAGACACCAUCAGUGUGGCUGCCAAAUCAAAAUAAGCGUGAGGGCGCUCGAUUACCAGAAAAGCAGAAGAGUCAUGAAAUGACCAAAAUAUGCUGUGUUAGCUAUUGCAACUAAUCCAACUGUUCAGUGUCUUAUUACUUAAAAAUGCAUGACUGUCAAUACACCAUCGUUAUCAGCAUCGUACACAUGCAGGAUAAUUCUCACUAAUUCUCAACUGCCUAUAAAUGUGCAUGAAAAAAAUCGCAGUUCAAAUCUCUUUCAUAAUUCUUCAUGAGCUUUAAUGACUUUUCUUGUAAUCCACUUUUAAUCCUGAUAAAACGUAUAUUUUUUUUUCGUCACAGUUCCAGAACUGGAAAUGGUUUAUUCAGCUGAAAUCAGAGCAACAUGAACGAAACGCCGUUGAAUUACAUCUGAAUCUUCUUGAAACUUUUUUCUUUUCAGGUGAAAUUGCUUUGCCUUUGAAAAGAGCAAACAUCCUGUAAAACAGGCUGUGCAUUUCAGAGUGAUAGAUCAAAUCUCGUGUAUUAAAAAACAGUUCUUCCAUUUCCAAUUCAAGCAUUAGUCUAGCAAACUCUGAAAAACAUCUGAUCGCAUAGAAAUGUUUUGAGAGUGGAUAUAAUACUCUGACAUCGAUAGGGCCUGAAAGUAAAAGGUCAUGCGGUGAACUUCCGGAACUCCCCCGGCCCGCCUUUGGGUAUUUUACACUGGGUUUCCCUUUCUCCUUCUGUAAUUUUGGCAGACUGAUUUCUUACCAUAACCACCCAAAGAAAAACAUCUCAUGUUUUAAUUUUAUCUUGGUAUUCUUCAAGUAAAAUUGAGGCCAAAAAGCGAAUUUCAUAGUGUACGACCUUUCACAUUCGGCAUAGGUCUCCUUGCUCUGUACACGUUUCUGUUCACUUGCGUGAGAACGAGAAUGUAUAACGUUGUCAACAUUUACCAGCCUACAGCGGAUGGGUUCUAGAUUUAGUGAGGUUGGCUUGAGCAGAGCAUGGGUGCAAAUCUACACACGGUCAAUUUUAGAUAUGUUUUGCUUAAAAAUUGAUAACUGAUGAGUCAUUUAAUUUUUUUUCACACAACUUUAAUACCUUUCGAGACUCCUUGGGCUUCAAUUUCACUUCAAUUUUCACCUAAUGAUCGCCACAAAUUGAAGAAAUUCUCAAGUUACAUUUGUCCGCAUGUAGUUUAGAUUUUCGGAAGUGAGACCUCAAUGUUUGGUACGAUAUUUCUCCUCAAGUCAGGCAAUUUAAUAAACAGUUUCCACAGAGACAUAGUAACAAGUUUACAAAGGACAUUUUUCGGGGGUGAUUUUCUUCAGAAGUCAAUGACCCCCCCCCCCCCCCCCCCA
Molecule: messenger RNA, 2326 nt
Organism: Patiria miniata (bat star)
Lineage: Eukaryota; Metazoa; Echinodermata; Asteroidea; Valvatida; Asterinidae
Exons: 5
Coding region: 282-1016 (244 amino acids)
Source: RefSeq, a predicted model, not a curated record